AUGAGUGAGCAAGAGAUGGAUAUGCUGGACAUAGAAGAUGAUCUAGUGGAGUUGUGCGAGGAGCAGAACGAAGAGCAGCGGAAGAAAAUGAGCAUUAAACAACAACAACCGCAACAUCAGCAGCAACAACAACAGCCACAACAUCAGCAACAACAGCAGCAAAAACAACAGCCACGACAACAGCAACAACAGCAGCAACAACGGCAGCAACAAAAACAGCAGCAACAACAACAGAAUAACAAUCGUCGGAAGCAACGAAACCAGCGUGACCAACGUGACCAACGGAACCAAGAUCGGGCACGUGGAAUUAGCCUGGAAACUCGUAUGGAAACGUUCGAGCGACUCGCUCGUCGUACAACUGCUCUCGGAAAGAGCGUACGACGAGCAAUUGAGGCAGAGCGGUUGCCCGGCCACCUCAUUUUGGGAUACAUGAACCGAUAUAAAAAUGUUUGUAAAAAUAUGGAUUAUGAGCUUAAUAAAGAAUGA
Molecule: messenger RNA, 486 nt
Organism: Topomyia yanbarensis
Lineage: Eukaryota; Metazoa; Arthropoda; Insecta; Diptera; Culicidae
Product: probable E3 ubiquitin-protein ligase bre1
Exons: 3
Coding region: 1-486 (161 amino acids)
Source: RefSeq, a predicted model, not a curated record